AUGGAAGAAAGUUUCCCUGAUGUUACGCCAAGCUUUUCGUUGUCAAGUCAACCGACCACUAAUGAUGAAGACACGAAUAACGAAUCGACUAAAGUUCACAAGCUGCAUCCAAAAUUCGAUCCGGACGAUUUGUUCUACGACAUGAGCGGGGACAAAUAUCUUAUAAUCUUUAACCACACAACUUACAAGAGAACCCGUUAUUUCAAUUUUCAGGUUCCUUCGUCGAGAAAGGGGACCGACAGGGACGUUAUGGCGCUCAAGAAGACAUUCUCCGACUUGGGAUAUAAGAUCCUGACUUACCACGACUUAGAACACGAUGAAAUACUCAAUAAGGCACUUGAAAUAAGUCGGAUGGAUCACAGUAUGACGUCGUGCUUGUGUUUCGCGAUUUUGACACACGGCGAGAAGGGCGGCCAACUGCUCGCGGCGGACCGGCCCUACCUGUUCAGUGACGUCACCAAGAUCCUGGAAAACGGUGACAAGAGCCUGGUGAACAAGCCGAAACUCUUCUUCAUACAGGCCUGUAGGGGGGAUGAAAUGGACUCCGGCAGAACGGUCCAAAUAGACGGCGAAGACGAUGUUAAUUUCCAUGUUCCCUCACACGCGGACUUUUUUGUUAUGUACUCUACCGUCGAAGGCUUCGUGGCGUACCGCAACGUGCUGGGCUCCUUCAUGGUCCAGGAGCUGUGCAAAGUGAUAGACAAGUUCCGCGACAGCCUCGACGUGCUCCACAUAGCGACUUUGCUGAACAGGCAGGUCGCGUACGGUCACAGCACCCACACGCCCAAUAACUUGGCAACGCACAACAAAAAGCAGAUGCCGGAGGCGCGUUUCACCUUGACCAAACUGUUCAAGUUU
Iphiclides podalirius (scarce swallowtail) is the source of this 858-nucleotide messenger RNA. The record is from the annotation of a GenBank genome assembly. Lineage: Eukaryota; Metazoa; Arthropoda; Insecta; Lepidoptera; Papilionidae.